Messenger RNA from Ipomoea triloba (trilobed morning glory), 857 nucleotides. RefSeq lists its product as uncharacterized. The record is from RefSeq and is a predicted model, not a curated record. Bases 91 to 627 code for a protein of 178 amino acids. NCBI's taxonomy places the organism in Eukaryota, Viridiplantae, Streptophyta, Magnoliopsida, Solanales, Convolvulaceae. The transcript is spliced from 3 exons.
UAGGACCUCCGCCCUCAGUCACAGGGUAGCAGCGUGGUAGAAGAUUGGCCGGGGAAAGACGAACAGUAAAUCGAGCACACACACAGAGAGAUGUCGCUAGUGGAUUAUGCAUCUUCUGAUGAAGAAGAAGAUGCGGAGCUACAAGAACCAUUGAGUGAACAAAACGAGCAAAAAGAAGUGAAAGCAGCCGCCUCACAAUCCCCAGCUGCUACAAGAGAGGUCCCACCCCCUUCUCGGAUCGAGAACAAACAAGCAGAGCCGCCUUCAAAGAAGCAAACAUUGGAAUUCUCCCAUCCAUCGCAACCAUCUGAGUUGAAACUUCCCGAUGCUUCAUUCCUCUUGAAUUCGCCUUCAAUGCCAGCUAAUCUUGAUCGUGCAUCUGACCAUUCAUCCCGGGUGGCGGCAGCCAUGGCUGAAAACGCAACAAAGAAGAGAGACUUAAGUGGACCAGCAUCCAGCAGCUAUCCACGCAGUAAAGUCCCAAAAGGUCCAUUGCCCCAUAUGAAGAAUUUUCCUGACACUGUAGGUGGUAAUCUACUUCCACCUCAACUUGCUGGAAGGAGCAAUGUCGUCACAGAAGACAUAAGCAAGCUGUUUGUAAGAAAGCAAGCCAACUCUUCAUCUUAGUUGAUGAACAAAAUCAGCUAAUUUUCUUCAAAUCUGAUUAGCUCUUUACAGUUAAUGAAACAGAGGGAUGGCCGGUCUAGAGUUUAUACAACUUGUAGAAAAAUGCUCUUCAUCUUUUGUAGUUGGUUCAUGUACUACGAUACUGGCAACCGAUUUCACAUUCAAUAUGCAUUCUGGUGCAUACAAUUUGCAGCUAAUGUCAGUUUGAAAUGAUUAUUGUUCGAUUUGAA